AUGUACGGCGAAGGCAACGUCGAGUCCAGGGUGUAUAUCCCUCCGCUUCUUGAUGCCGAGGAAGAUCGUUCCGCUGAUCCCGACGCUUCCGAACAGCUCCUGCGCCCGCACGAUGAGGAAUCAGGCCCCAACUAUCUCCCCGUCUGGCUACAGGAGUCUUCCAAAUCGUUCCACUGGGGCUGGGUACCCUUGCCCUUGAGAAAGGUUGGCCGUGCUACGGCAAACUGGGUCAAGGGUCCUAUUCCGUCUCAUCCGUUGUUGCUGAGCCGUUUGUUCCCGCAGUUCCAAGAACUCCCGGUUCGGUACCUGGAGCGGUUUUUUCCUAAGCGGAAGCAUAAAGUUUCGUUGCUAUUGGGGCUUUAUGUGACCUGGUUUCUACCGUGGUUUAUUGUGCUGUUGCAUUCGAGGUCGUCGGGGUAUAUUGAGGGAUAUGGAGCGCCGCAGACGCUUGCGUGUGAUACUACUCUCUGGGAAUUCGGUAAUGGCUGUGGUCUCAACGGCAAUGACUGCCGUCCCUUUACUGCGUCGAAUGUCCCAUUCCGCUGCCCUGCGAACUGCCGUUCUGCGAAACUGACGACGCCUCAUACCGUUGGGAAUGAAACAUACAACUACCAACCGCUCGUUGUCGGGGGUCCAGAUCCGGAGACUUCUUCUCCAGCAACGUAUCGGGCAGAUAGUUUCGUCUGCCAAGCUGCCAUCCACUCUGGCGCCAUCUCGAAUUCUGUCGGGGGCUGCGGUGUCGUUCGUCUUGAAGGCGCGACACAUAAGUUCCCUGCGUCUAAGCAGCAUGGUAUCGUGUCAUCUGGUUUCCCUUCGACGUUCCCGAAGUCGUUUACCUUUGUCGAUCUAUCGUCGUCGCAAGCUACUUGUCCCAAGGAUCCCAGAUGGCCGCUUCUGGGCGUCACGGCUGCUGCCGUUGUCGUUCUUUGGCUUUUCUGUACCUCCCCGCCUGUUUUGUUUUUCAGCACUUUCUUCAUGGUUUUCUCCCACACAGGCCUGGUGUCGGACCCGCCGUCGUAUCCCUAUUUUGCCGAUCUGGCGUCCGCGUUGCUGUCGCGGAUGCUGCCGGCGUCAUUCGUCGCAUAUGUUCUCUACAAAUUUUGCGCGCAGCCUCUAUUGGCUCCGCUUUCGUUGCCCGAUUAUCAGUUCACCAAACUGUUCCUCUACUUGCCACCGCUAUUCUUUGCCGCGCUGAAUAACUACACUUUUGCCAAGUUGAUACCUCUGGAGCGUCUUACUCCCCAUGACAUCCAAAAGCAGCCAGGGGCAAAGUUUGCUUUGGCCAUUGUGAUUCCGACCGUGAUAUGUAUCAUUCUCAGCCAGGCAUGGCAAAUCCGCCAGGGUGGAUUGAUGCCGCGGUAUCUCAAGAUCUAUGGCACUAUGGGUAUUAUCCUCUUGAUUCUGCUCCCUUUGCCCGGUCUCCGUCUUCGGAUUCACCACUACAUUCUUGCUAUUCUUCUUAUGCCGGGAACUGCUUUCCCUACUCGUCCGUCAUUGAUAUACCAAGGUCUGCUUCUGGGUCUCUUUAUCAACGGUGUCGCUCGAUGGGGAUUUGCGUCGAUUAUUGAGACUCCCGCUUCCUUGGGUGAAAUUGCUCCUGGCCCGGUGGGGCCGCACGGCUGGUGGGGUGCCACCUACCCCAACAUCACGGACUCUUCUGUCCUGAUCCACCUACCUGACAGAGACUCUGGUGAGGAAUACCGCGGCAAUGGCAACAUCACCUUUGCUCUAUGGGAACACGAGCGCAUGGCUAAGUUUGGCGUUGACGGUGUGUCCGUCCUCGUCAAUGACGUGGAACGCUGGAGGGGAUACCUUGACGAGGACAAACAAGGCGAGUUCACCUGGCACCGUCACGGUCACAAGGGUCUGGAAAUGUUCCAUCAGUCUACUAUCGAGGAUGAUGCGGAGCCGGACCAGUUUGGUGUCAAUACGGCAGAUGAACUGGAUGACGAUAACAAACCUGAGGAUAUCUUCUUCCGCUUUGCUUUCCUGAAGGGUGCUGAAGCGGGUGGUUAUGGCGGUGCUGGGGUUUGGCUCAGUGAUGGGACGUGGGUUUCUGCUGAUCCUCCUGAAAUAUAG
Molecule: messenger RNA, 2079 nt
Organism: Aspergillus ruber CBS 135680
Lineage: Eukaryota; Fungi; Ascomycota; Eurotiomycetes; Eurotiales; Aspergillaceae
Product: LCCL domain-containing protein
Exons: 2
Coding region: 1-2079 (692 amino acids)
Source: RefSeq, a predicted model, not a curated record